AUGUCUAGGACGUGUCUAGGCGGCUGCCAGUGCGUCGCCUAUUCUCCCGACGGCGCGCUGCUGUUUGCUUCCGGCGGCGGGAACGGCCGCGUGCAGGUGUGGGACGUGCGGCGGCGCGUGUGCAUCCACACUUGGCACGACGCCUCGGGCGUGCGAACCACGCGCAUCGCGCUCUCCCCCGACGGCCGCUACGUGGCCACCGGCUCGGACGCGGGCGUCGUCGCGCUGUACGAGACCGCCGCGGUCGUCGCGGGCGGCGAGCCAAAGGCGCUGAAGGAGUUCAUGAACGUCCGCACCGCCAUCACGGCGCUCGCCUUCAACCACUCCUCCGAGCUGCUCGCGUUCGCGUCCAAGUACGCAAAGGCGUCGAUGCGAGUCGCGCAUUUGGCGACUCGCCGUGUCUACCCCAACUGGCCGACGUCGAAGACGCCGCUCAAGUACGUGCAGUCGUUUGCCUUCUCGCCAGGGUCGGGAUACCUCUCCUUCGGCAACGACAAGGGCGCCGCGCUGCUCUACCGCCUCAACCACUUUGAGGCGGCGUGACGGAGGCGCGGCGCCGCUCCUCGUCCGAAGCGCGGGGAGCGUCUCAUGAUUGUUGGGCUCCAGUCAGUGGCUGCCCGGCAUUACUUUUGACGCUCAUCCAACUCGUCCUUCUGGAUCCGGGUCCUCGUGUUCUUUUAUUCUGACGUACGAUGGUGAGAGAAUGCGCAAGUUGUGGCUCCAGUGGCUGUCGCGGCGUUGGCGGCUCGUCCAACUCGCUUAUAGCUAAUGUAAA
Emiliania huxleyi CCMP1516 is the source of this 775-nucleotide messenger RNA. RefSeq lists its product as hypothetical. Gene Ontology annotation, molecular function: protein binding. Lineage: Eukaryota; Haptophyta; Isochrysidales; Noelaerhabdaceae. Gene Ontology annotation, biological process: rRNA processing. Gene Ontology annotation, cellular component: Pwp2p-containing subcomplex of 90S preribosome; small-subunit processome. The record is from RefSeq and is a predicted model, not a curated record. Bases 1 to 543 code for a protein of 180 amino acids. The transcript has 2 exons.